CUACAUUUCCAAAACUGUUCAUUGCUUCACAGACCACCAGAGAUCCUGACUGAAGACAGAUCCUAAUUCUUCUCUCCCUCAAGAUUUCAGGCUGUAUCAAUGGAGUCUCUCUCAGUGUCAACCAACAGCUUUACUCUGGACCUUUACAAAAAGCUGAAUGAAACUUCCAGAGGCCAAAACAUUUUCUUCUCUCCUUGGAGUAUUGCAACUGCUCUCGCCAUGGUCUACCUGGGUGCAAAAGGUGACACUGCAACACAGAUGGCUGAGGUUCUUCAUUUUAACCAGGCUGCAAGAGAAGAAAGCUCAUCUGGGACAACAAGGCCUUCUCUGGGGAGUCCAAAGAGAAGAAAGAUGGAUCCUGAGCACAAGCAAGCUGAAAACAUCCACUCUGGCUUCAAAGAGCUUCUGUCUGCCUUGAACAAACCCAGAAGUACCUACUUGCUUAAGAGUGCCAAUCGACUGUAUGGGGAAAAGACCUACCCAUUACUGCCCAAAUUCUCACAGCUCAUUACAAACUAUUACAAUGCAAAGCCACAAGCUGUAAACUUUAGGACAGCUGCAGAACAAGCCAGAGCACAAAUCAAUUCUUGGGUUGAAAAUGAAACUGGGAGGAAAAUACAAGGUUUGCUGCCUGCAGGAUCUCUCAGUUCUCGCACUGUGUUGGUCUUAGUGAAUGCCAUUUAUUUCAGAGGAAAUUGGGAAAAGAAAUUUCUGGAGAAAAAUACUUCUGAGACACCCUUCAGAGUGAGCAAGACCAAGACUAAACUGGUACAGAUGAUGUUUCUGAGAGAUACAUUUUUGAUACUCCAUGAAACAACCAUGAAAUUCAAAAUCAUUGAACUGCCGUACGUGGAAAAUGAACUGAGCAUGUUUGUCCUCCUACCAGAUGACAUCAAUGAUAACACUACGGGUCUGGAGCUGAUAGAAAGAGAGCUGACCUACGAGAAACUGGCUGAAUGGACCAAACCAGCCAAUAUGAUGAAAGCUGAAGUGGAUCUGUACCUGCCCAAGUUGAAAGUGGAAGAGAAUUAUGACCUUAAAUCCACUUUGAGCAGCAUGGGAAUACAAAAUGCUUUUGACCCUGUUCAGGCUGAUUUCACAGGGAUGUCAGUGAAGAAGGAUCUUUUCAUCUCAAAAGUUAUUCACAAAGCUUUUGUGGAGGUCAACGAAGAAGGUACUGAGGCAGCAGCUGCCACAGGUGUUCUGGUGCUAAGAUCAAAAGCACCAACAAUGACUUUUAAAGCUGACCACCCUUUUCUCUUCUUCAUCAGACACAACAAAUCACAAACCAUUCUCUUCUAUGGCAGACUCUGCUCACCCUAUUAUGGGAGAAGAGAAAUAGGAGAAAAGUUACUGCUGUUUAUAGUGGAGCUACUAGCAGAAAAUUUUCGUCAAGUAAUUCUGCAGACGUCUGCCAGAGUGGCUGUUAGGUAUAAAUCACAGCAUGCGCAUGUACCAACCAUGGAUAGCCUCUGUGCAGCAAAUACCGCUUUCGCGCUCGACCUCUUAAGAAAGCUGUGUGAGAACAGAAGUGGGCAGAAUCUGUUCUUUUCUCCUUUUAGUAUUUCUUCUUCAUUGUCUAUGGUUCUGCUGGGUUCAAAAGGUAACACUGGAGCCCAAAUAGUAAAGGUGCUUUCUCUGAAAACGGCUGAGGAUGCUCACAAUGGGUAUCAGUCACUUCUCUCUGAAAUUAAUGAUCCAAACACCAAAUAUAUACUGAGAACUGCUAACCGACUUUAUGGAGAAAAGACAUUUGAGUUUCUCUCAUCAUUUGUAGAGUUGAGUCAAAAAUCCUACCAUGCUGGACUAGAAAAGACUGACUUCAUGCGUGCGUGGGAGGAUUCCAGAAAACAAAUAAAUGGCUGGGUAGAGGAAAGGACUGAAGGUAAAAUUCAGAACCUGUUGGGAGAGGGCAUUCUCGAUUCACUGACCAGACUUGUGUUGGUGAAUGCCAUCUAUUUCAAAGGCAACUGGGCAAAGCAGUUUGACAAAGAGAGGACAGCAGAAGUGCCAUUUCAAAUAAACAAGGAAGAGACCAGACCUGUGCAGAUGAUGUGCAGGAAGGAUAAGUUUAACAUGGCCUAUCUUUGGGACUUGCAGACCAAAAUCCUUGAGCUCCCUUAUGUUGGUAAUGAGCUCAGCAUGAUUAUCCUGCUCCCUGAUGCAAUUCAGGAUGGGUCCACUGGCUUGGAAAGCCUGGAAAGAGAACUCACAUAUGAGAAGGUGAGAGAUUGGCUCAAUCCACAAGCGAUGGAAUGCAUAGAGGUGAAGGUGUCUUUACCCAGAUUUAAACUGGAAGAAAAUUAUAAUCUGAAGCCCGUCCUGAGCAGCAUGGGAAUGCCUGAUGCGUUUGACUUAGGGAAGGCAGACUUCUCAGGGAUUUCAUCUGACAAUGAGCUGGUGCUUUCAGAAGUGAUUCACAAGUCCUUUGUGGAAGUCAAUGAAGAAGGCACUGAAGCAGCAGCUGCCACAGCAGGAGUGAUGAUGAUGCGCUGCGCGAUGAUUGUUGAAGACUUCACUGCAGAUCAUCCCUUCCUUUUCUUCAUCCGGCACAACAAAACUUCCACCAUUUUGUUCUGUGGAAGAUUUUGUUCUCCCUCUGUAACCAUGGAGACUCUGUGUAAUGCCAACGGCAGAUUUGCACUUGAUCUACUCAGAAGGUUUAAUGAGACCAACCCAACAGGCAACGUUUUCUUCUCUCCCCUCAGUGUCUCUGCUGCUCUGGCCAUGGUCCUUUUAGGGUCCAAAGGUAAUACAGAGGCACAGAUGCUGAAGACACUUCAUUUUGACAAAGUUGAAGAUACUCACUCCAGAUUUCAGACUCUGACUAUGGAUAUAAACAGAAGCAAUGCUCCCUAUCUCCUACGGCUUGCCAGUCGGCUUUUUGGAGAGAAGUCCUACACCUUUUUACCGGAUUUCGUGACUAAUAUUCAGAAAUUCUAUGGAGCUGAUUUGGCUACAGUUGAUUUUCUUCAGGCUAGUGAUGAAGCCAGGAAAGAAAUUAACCAGUGGGUAGAAGAGAAAACUGAAGGUAAAAUCCUUCAUCUGCUGUCUGAAGGCUCUGUUGACAACAUGACCAGGCUCGUAUUGGUGAAUGCUAUUUAUUUCAAAGGGAACUGGGCAGAGAAAUUUAAAGAAGCUGACACCACUGACAUGCCGUUUCGGUUAAAUAAGAAUGAAAGAAAGACAGUGAAAAUGAUGUAUCAGAAAAAUAAAUUUCAUUUUGGGUACAUCCCUGAAGAGAAGAUCCGUGUGUUAGAGCUGCUUUAUGAUGGAGAAGAAGUUAGUAUGAUCAUCCUGUUACCUGAUGACAUUGAAGAUAACUCCACUGGUCUGCAGAAGCUGGAAAAGCAGCUUACCUUAGAGAAGCUUCAGGAAUGGACAUGUCCGGAGCGUUUGUAUUCCACUGAUGUUCGUGUGCAUUUGCCAAAGUUUAGGCUAGAAGAAAGCUAUGACCUUAAAUCAGAUUUAGCUGCUAUGGGCUUGGUGGAUGUAUUUGACAGUGGUAAGGCUGACUUGUCGGGAAUGUCAGGGGCACGUGACCUCUUUCUCUCUAAAAUUGUCCACAAAGCUUUUGUAGAAGUGAAUGAGGAAGGUACGGAAGCUGCAGCUGCUACUGCUGGCAUUGCUAUGCUCUGCAUGGCUAUUGAAGAGGAUUUCAAUGCGGACCAUCCUUUCCUUUUCUUUAUUCGCCACAACCCCACACAAAGCAUACUUUUCUUCGGCAGAUACACUUCUCCAUAAAAGAGAACUUGGCAUUUGCAGAUCAGUUCCUGCUGUAGUCAGUGAAAGCUUAGCUCAUGAAUGAGUUGGCUUUUGAUGUAGAAAGUUAAUGCUCCUGUCUUGAGUUCCUAGUAACUUUGACUAAGAUUCUGCCUUUCCCAUAAAAACAGUCCCAAAGGAACUGAGGAGUAGUUUAUUUUUCUUAAAGACAUCAUCUUUAAUAAUGAGGAAAAUCUUAACUGUAGGCAGAAGAAAUCUUUUGAAGUUGGACUAGAAAUACUCUUGGAAGAAACUUGUGCCUUUUAAAGCACAGGAUUACCCUCUAUGCAGCCUUCCAUGGGUUUAUCUGUGUUGACAGUCCCCUAUUGUAAUAACAAUAAUUCAGUCAUUCCUUAUGCACGUAUAUUAGGGUGUUUGUGCAAAGCUACUCCUCCCCUAAAGUCUUGCUUUUCAAAAGCACUUUAAUAAAAUACUUCUAGGCACCAAAAGGCAUGUUCCUGAACAGCUGAGUUUACCCAGUUCUGUCGUGAAAUAGAAGGUCAGAUAACAUUUGUUUAGAGACAUCUAUUAAUAGAGAAAGGAUUAAGCUAUUUAAACAAAAUUAACCCUUUCUAGUCAUUACCCAGAAAACUUACAGUACAGCUUUUGAACGAGAAGUUAAUAGUAACUUUAGGUGACAUUUUUAAAGAGGACCUUAAAAAUUUAUAGUCUGGCACCAUUUUAGUUAUUGAAAACGUGAAAAUGUCCCAGGGCUUAGAGGUUUUAGCUGCUUGAAGCUAAUGGGUGUCUUUCUUUUGUGCAAGUUCAAAAGCUUUCAAUAUGACAUUUAUGUCUGGCCAGAACCUAUGUGAUCCUCAAAAAAUACUUAGCU
Molecule: messenger RNA, 4594 nt
Organism: Neopsephotus bourkii (Bourke's parrot)
Lineage: Eukaryota; Metazoa; Chordata; Aves; Psittaciformes; Psittacidae
Exons: 22
Coding region: 100-3744 (1214 amino acids)
Biological process (GO): negative regulation of endopeptidase activity
Molecular function (GO): serine-type endopeptidase inhibitor activity
Source: RefSeq, a predicted model, not a curated record